This is a messenger RNA of Chroicocephalus ridibundus (black-headed gull), 1241 nucleotides long. RefSeq names its product cellular communication network factor 6 (gene CCN6). The coding region runs from base 1 to 1059 and encodes 352 amino acids. Gene Ontology annotation, biological process: cell adhesion; signal transduction. NCBI's taxonomy places the organism in Eukaryota, Metazoa, Chordata, Aves, Charadriiformes, Laridae. Gene Ontology annotation, molecular function: integrin binding; heparin binding. The record is from RefSeq and is a predicted model, not a curated record. Gene Ontology annotation, cellular component: extracellular region; extracellular matrix. The transcript is spliced from 5 exons.
AUGUGCAGGAACAUGCGGUGGCUCCUUUUUCCCACCAUCUUCAUCAUCCCUUGUACGCAACAGUUUUUCCACAGCCCACCAGUGAAACCUGGAGAAAAACCUUCCCAAACCAGUGAAAUCCACCAGCGCAAGGAGGUUUGUCACUGGCCAUGCAGAUGCCCGCCGGUGCCGGCCUGCCCUCCUGGGGUAAGCUUGGUGAAGGACGGUUGCGGCUGCUGUAAGGUCUGUGCCAAGCAGUCGGGAGAGACCUGCAACGAAGCAGACAUCUGCGAUCCCCACAAAGGCCUCUACUGUGACUACUCGGCCGACCGGCCUAGGUACGAAACAGGCGUGUGUGCAUAUCUGGUAGCUGUAGGAUGUGAGCUCAAUGGAGUUUAUUAUCUUAACGGGCAGACCUUCCAACCUAACCCACUCUAUAAGUGCCUGUGUGUCAGUGGUGCAAUUGGAUGUACGCCUGUAUUCACCCCAAAACUAGCAGCAAGUCCCUGCGCCAGGGUCACGGGCAGAAAGAAGCCCGGACAAUCCACCUGCGGCCCGGGACAGCACAAGCAGCUUCAAUCAACAAACUACAGACUGAUGUCAGCUUACAGAAGCUUGCCGCUAGUUUUGAAGAACAAGUGCCUGGUACAGGCUACUCCCUGGACACCCUGCUCCAGGACCUGCGGCAUCGGCAUAUCCAGCCGAGUGACCAAUGAAAACAGAAAGUGUGAAAUGAAAAAAGAAAAGAGAUUAUGCUUAAUCCAGCCUUGUCUGACCAAUAUCCCGAAGACAAUAAAGAUUCCAAAAGGAAAAACAUGUCAACCAACAUUCCAGCUCCCUACAGCAGAGAAACUUGUUUUUUCGGGAUGCUCAACUACGCAAAGCUACAAACUGACGUUCUGUGGGGUGUGCUUGGACAAGAGGUGCUGCGUACCUAAUAAGUCCAAAAUGAUCACUGUCCAGUUCGAGUGUCCCAAUGAAGGCUUCUUUAAGUGGAAGAUGAUGUGGAUAACAUCAUGCGUCUGUCAGCGGAUCUGCAGUGCUCCAGGGGAUAUAUUUUCCGAACUCAAAGUUUUAUGACAAAUUACACCAUUGACUGUAACAUACUGAGAGUGCAACAGCACAUUCCCACCCUGGAGAGUCAGCAUAACCCCCUGCCACAGCGAUGUUUAUGGUGAAACUACGUAUGUAAACACUCAUUUUUUAAAUAGCACCUGGAAAAUGCAAGUAAAAGCACAUCUUUUCAAAUGCAAUUAUUUUUA